AAUCAACUUCAAUAACCUCCAUGGCACUCACCUCCUACUACUCCACGGGGUUUCUUGUCAAAAUUACGAUGAUUUAUCGCGUUUAGGUUACAACUUCAUGAUAUGGAAUCCGUCUAUAAGAAAGUCAGUGAUCCUUCCCAAGCCUGGCCUUAGAUAUGAGACUUUUGGUGGGUAUAAUGCUUGUCAUGGGUUCGCAUUUGAUGCCAUUAUCAAAGACUAUAAGGUUGUGAGGAUUGUCGAGGAGGAACCUAGGGAUCAAACAUUUGUGGAGGUUUAUUCAUUAGCUGCAGGCUCGUGGAGUGACUCUAGGCUUGUUGAUCCCCAAUGUGGAAUAAAUAUAGGCUCACCCCAGGCUUUUGUUAAUGGGGCUCUUCACUGGGAUGCACACCGUUUUAGAAGUAGCUCAUAUCGCUAUUUUAUACUGGCAUUUGAUGUGAGCAGCGAGUUAUUUCGGGAGAUGAUGUUGCCAAAGAGUUUGGACCCGAAUUUGGCCAGUUUCUUGUCAUUGCAAUUGUCUGUAUCUGGAGAUGGAAAAUCCCUUGCUAUGUUCGUGAGAGAUUCUACAAGAAGUUCUUUUCUUGAUAUAUGGGUGAUGAAAGAGUAUUCUGUGCAGGAGUCGUGGACCAAAUUGUACAGUAUCUAUCCACAAGAUCCAGCGGACAGUUUACUCAGACCACUAUGUUUUAGGAAGAGUGGUGAAGUAGUGUUGGAAAUAUAUCGUCGCCGGUAUGGAGAGAUAAAAACUGGAAUUGAAUUAUUUUCACUAGACCUUGUGAGUGGACAACUCGAGCCUCUUGGCAUUUCUAGAUAUCAUUAUCACACCAUGGAUCCUUACCAUGAGAGCAUUGUCUUACUUGACAGAAAUGAUGCGAUCUUUUGCUGAGCAAAAGAAGAGGCUUGUUCAGCAAUAACAACAAUCUUGGAAGUGAUGCUACUCCAAAUCUUAAAGUGCUGAUGCACUUUCUCCAGUAGUUCUCUGUUAGUUUGUUGUUGAUUUGGCAAUUUGGGAAUAGUGCUUGUAGUCUUCAUAGCCGCUUGUUAACUUAAGACUUUCCGUA
Molecule: messenger RNA, 1058 nt
Organism: Fragaria vesca subsp. vesca
Lineage: Eukaryota; Viridiplantae; Streptophyta; Magnoliopsida; Rosales; Rosaceae
Product: F-box/kelch-repeat protein At3g06240-like
Exons: 3
Coding region: 98-883 (261 amino acids)
Molecular function (GO): protein binding
Source: RefSeq, a predicted model, not a curated record